AUGCGGCUCUCGCUCCUGUCUCCUCCUUCACUGGUGGCAUUCUCCUUGCUCCUCAAAGCUGCCAUGGCGAAACCAUUUGUCCAUCUGGUCUAUGCCCAUAACUCCACCUGUCUCGAUUUCAAAGCUGUCCCUGCUUGCUUCGGACCUCUGCUGCCCCGAAUGGGUCUCACGGGUUACCUUGUUGAGGCAGUGCCCAUGAACGCCUGCCUCCCAAUUGAGGCCCCUCCGGCUUCCAACAGGACCCCUCCAAGUUUCAUUGUACUCAUCCGUCGGUACGACUGUUCCUUCGAUGUCAAGAUCUCCCAUGCCCAACAAGCUGGGUUCCAGGCUGCCAUCAUACACAAUGUCUACUCAGAUUUGCUGGUGAGCAUGGCCAUCAAGGUAAAGGAGAGUCGGCAGCAGGUCCAGAUCCCUUCCCUCUUUAUCGGGGGGUCAGCUGCCAAGCUCUUGAAGAGGCAGAUCCGUUCUGAGAAGGUCACCCAAGUCACAGUGGUGGUGCCUUGGGGUUACUACAACCCCUGCUGGGACAAGGUGGAUAUAUCUUUUUGGGACCCUGCUCAGCAUUACUUGCACUUUUGGCCUGGUUACUGCACCCAAAAACACAUCGUUGUAUUCAUCCAAGAGUUUGGGUUUUUUAUCAUUCUUGGAAUGGGUGUGAGUUUCUUGCUAGUUGCGGGUUGGAUGAAGUGGUACCGAAGGGACAGUGACAUCAACGUGAAGACCUACAAGAGAGGUGACAGAUAUGAGUCGUGCGUCAUCUGCAUGGCCGAGUUCGAAGCCGGCGAACGGCUGAAAAUCCUCCCUUGUGGCCACGCCUUUCACAACACCUGUAUCAACACAUGGCUUCUCAUUCAGCCCAGGGAUGGGAAGACCUGCCCAAUUUGCAAGCAGAAGGUCAACACUGCCACCUAG
Molecule: messenger RNA, 912 nt
Organism: Elgaria multicarinata webbii
Lineage: Eukaryota; Metazoa; Chordata; Lepidosauria; Squamata; Anguidae
Product: E3 ubiquitin-protein ligase RNF167-like
Exons: 1
Coding region: 1-912 (303 amino acids)
Biological process (GO): ubiquitin-dependent protein catabolic process
Molecular function (GO): ubiquitin protein ligase activity
Source: RefSeq, a predicted model, not a curated record